Messenger RNA from Trifolium pratense (red clover), 1624 nucleotides. RefSeq names its product squamosa promoter-binding-like protein 8. Gene Ontology annotation, cellular component: nucleus. Lineage: Eukaryota; Viridiplantae; Streptophyta; Magnoliopsida; Fabales; Fabaceae. The transcript is spliced from 4 exons. Gene Ontology annotation, molecular function: DNA binding. The record is from RefSeq and is a predicted model, not a curated record. The coding region runs from base 401 to 1390 and encodes 329 amino acids.
CAGAAGCCGCCUCAUAAGCUGAUGAGUUUCCCUCAAACUCACACAACAUAACACAUUUUCACUCACUCAUUCACCUAGAAUGUGAGAGAGAGAGUCACAAGAGUAACUUUCCUAUUGGUUAAGAGAUAUGAGGAAGUAGACAAAAAAGAGUUCAGCUUUUUUAGAGUGAAAGUAAGAUCUUUUAAGUGCACAUCCAUUUUAGCUUAGCAGAGUUAAAAUAAAGAAAGUGAGACUCUCUCUCUCUCUCUGAGACCUAAAAUAUAGACUUAAUCUACACGCCAUUGCAUUACAUUACACUGUUGUUGUUGUUAUCUCUGAAUCAAUCAAACCAAAUCAGAUAAAGCCUCUCUCCCCAACCAUAACUUUUCUGCAUAUUAGGUAUUUUUUUUGCAAGAGAAACAUGUUGGACUAUGAAUGGGGUAACCCAACAAACAUCAUGCUUACAGGAAAUGAAGACAAUUCCUCCGCCGCAGCUUCCGAUCAAGCUCAGCGUCAAAUCUUCGACCACUAUGCUUCUCAAGCCAUGUUAUCCGACAACUACCUAAACGGGCCUGGGCCGACAAUCAACACAAACACUGGUGAAUUUACCCACCAUCACCAUCAGCAGCAGCAACAUCACUUUAGCCCACAAGCCCAACAGCAGCAACAUCAAAUUCACCACUCUUUUUUCGACCCACGCGCUUUCCAUGGCGCGUCUUCAACUGGUUCUUACCCUCCACCACAACCUCAACCUCCUUCUAUGCUCUCUCUAGACCCUCUAUCUGGUCAUCAUGGAGGACAUGGGUCUGGAUUCCUUCUCGUGCCCAAGUCUGAGGAUCUUAAUAGACCCAUGGACUUUGUCGGCUCGAGAAUUGGACUCAACCUUGGCGGCCGGACUUACUUUUCGUCUUCUGAAGACGACUUUGUCAGCCGCCUUUAUCGUCGGUCUAGACAGCCUGAACCGGGUUCAUUGGGUUCGUCCAACUCCCCGAGGUGUCAGGCUGAAGGAUGCAAUGCUGAUCUGUCUCAGGCGAAGCACUACCACCGCCGUCAUAAGGUUUGUGAGUUUCACUCCAAGGCUGCCACCGUCAUAGCCGCUGGGUUGACUCAACGAUUCUGCCAGCAAUGCAGCAGGUUCCAUCUUCUUUCUGAGUUCGAUAAUGGAAAACGUAGCUGCAGAAAGAGAUUGGCAGAUCAUAAUCGUCGAAGGAGAAAAACUCAGCACCCAAAUACUCAAGAUAUUAACAAAUCUUCAGAAAAUGCUGCUACAAGGUCCCCGCCGGAGUCGGGAACUCAAACUACAUCAUCGGUGACGGUGGCCGUUUCUCCACCGGAUUAUUUUCGACAAAAGUCUUACCAAAGCUCAAGCCCUUCAACAACAUCAAACUCAUUGUUUUUCUCCAGCGGGUAGUGUGCACGCACGCAAGCAAUAUUGUGUAGCUAGUAGUAACUAGGAGCAUGCAUCCCUGUUUAAUUUGCAUGGCUAAUUAAUUAAUAUAUAUUUUAAUUAAUAUAAUUCCAAGAAGAAAUUAAUUAAUGGAGGAGCGUCACUGGCAACAACAAUAAUACUUAUGUAAUAGUUAAGUGAAGUCCCACUUGUAACCUUUCUCCCAAAAUUAAUUUCAAAUUAAGUAUUGUGUUGUAA